UAUAUAUAUAAAAAAAAUAUAAAAGCAUUAAGCAGUUUUAGCAGAGAAAAUUUUAUGGGGGUAUUACUUACUGCUAUCUGACUCAUUUGUGUCCUAUUUAAGGCUAAAAUUUUAACUUUUGCUGCAGGACUUGAAAGAUGUCAUGAGAAAGGCAGGGGAAGUCACCUAUGUGGAUGCACAUAGAAACAACAGGAAUGAAGGGGUUGUGGAAUUUGCAUCUUAUAGUGAUAUGAAGAGUGCACUGGAAAAAUUGGAUGGCACUGAGCUGAAUGGACGCAGAAUUAAACUGACUGAAGAUCACAGAAGGCAUAGAAGCAGAUCUCGAUCAAGGAGUUACUCAAGAUCUCGCAGCAGGUCCAGGUCUACAGGAUCUUCCAGAUCGGACAGCCGGUCCAGGUCCAGGUCAAGAUCAAGGUCCAGGUCCAGGUCUCGCUCUCGAUCCCGGUCCCGAUCUCGAUCCCGGUCUCGUUCUCGCAGUCGUACACCUAAAAAGAGUUACUCCCAGAAAAGCCACCGCUCCAGCUUGCUAGCUUCUUCCCCGUCUCCCUCCUCUUCUAAACGAAAAUCUCGUUCUAGGUCGAGCUCUGCUCAUAGCCGUAGUUAACCUGUUCUUAGAGAUGUAUUAAUGCAUUUAAUUUGAUUCAAGUUUCUUGAAGACUUGAGACAAAUUAUACAUGAGAACUGGGAGGGGAAGAGGUAACAUGAUGAAAGGGUAACCUCCUCUUACAUUGCCAAAGUGCCUGUCAUCAAAUAGGCCAUCUCUGUGAGGAGGGGCUGUCAGCUUUCUCCUUUCAGUGAAGUCUGGAGUGGGAAGUCUUUUUUAUUUUUUUUUCCCUGCUAUUAGUAAACAUUUCUAUCAUAGCUAUAUUAUGUACACAUAAUGCUGAGGUAAUGGGAUGAGACAAUACGCUGCUUUCUCCCUCUCUUGCCCCCCCACUUUCCCCUCCACCUCCAAGGCCUUUGACUUCCAAAAUACAAUGUUAGCUUUUGUCCUUGGUAUUAAGUCCGAGAACAGGAAGUAUAGAUUUUAUUCAUUUAAGGUUCUGUGGCUACUUUUCUGUGUGAGAAUGAAUGGACCAGCUGAAUUUAGUUUAGAGUUCACUUUUUUCCCUGUUGCUUGGCUUAACAGGCUGUUUAAGUUCCAGCUUUAAAUGGCCUUGAUAAUAUGCUUAAUUUGCAACAGACUUUCAGGAAUACACAUUGGUCAGUUGAAUAUUGCUCAUUUGGAUAGUGAAACAAUACAAUGUUAAGCAGUAAUGAAUGCUGGAAUUUCCUGUUAAAAUGAGACGUACCAUCCAGAUGUCAGGAUUAUUGGGAAUCCAUGGUAUAAUAAUUUUCCAGUAAUUCACUAGUAUGUGGUAUUGUAUGUAGAGGCCUUAUUUGACAGGUGACUCCAUAAAACUGCACAGAAGUGUCAAUAUGCAUGUCCAUGUUUUUGAUGUUUAUAAAAGUGACAUAGCUUUCAUACCCGAAAGUAUGAUACUGAAUAAUGUGUGUAUGACUAGCAAUAGUCUUGAUGGAAAGGAAGGUUAUUUUAGUAAUGACAGCAGCAAAAAAAUCCCAGGAAAAGUGUAGUCAGUUGUGACAGGAAAAGUUAAUCAUGUUAAAGUGUAAAGAGGAUAAUUUCUUUAAAUCUCCUGAAUGCGCUGUUGUUUUGAUUAAUAGAAAUUUCCACUGCAAAUACUGUUUGUUCUUACAAUUUGGAAUUAGAUUUUUUUUUUAACUUCUGUAUCAUUGAAGAAGGGAAACAUUUUUGGAAAAAUAUGUAAAUUAAUCCCAAAGUCUUACGUGUGUUUAAUGUACCAUUCCUAAUAAAAUAAAACCUUUUUCUGGCUUACUUU
Fulmarus glacialis (Northern fulmar) is the source of this 1841-nucleotide messenger RNA. RefSeq names its product serine/arginine-rich splicing factor 4-like. Gene Ontology annotation, biological process: alternative mRNA splicing, via spliceosome; mRNA splice site recognition. Gene Ontology annotation, cellular component: cytoplasm; nucleus; ribonucleoprotein complex. The record is from RefSeq and is a predicted model, not a curated record. Gene Ontology annotation, molecular function: mRNA binding. The transcript is spliced from 3 exons. Lineage: Eukaryota; Metazoa; Chordata; Aves; Procellariiformes; Procellariidae. The coding region runs from base 143 to 604 and encodes 153 amino acids.